This is a messenger RNA of Oppia nitens, 654 nucleotides long. RefSeq lists its product as uncharacterized. The coding region runs from base 29 to 604 and encodes 191 amino acids. Lineage: Eukaryota; Metazoa; Arthropoda; Arachnida; Sarcoptiformes; Oppiidae. The transcript has a single exon. The record is from RefSeq and is a predicted model, not a curated record.
UAAAAAGACAGUACAAAGUCACAAAAAUAUGUCAAAAGUAGUUCAAGUGGUCACCUAUUUGAGGGACAGAAUCACACUUUGGGCGCACAAAACCACACGAGAGACCAACGAAGACGAAGAAUCAUCUGAUGACGAAUCGGACGAUGGAUACGAGUUUCAGGAAGAGGGUCGCGGUUUGCGUACAGAACGUAUACUGCGGGCCAUUAUUCAUAUACCGGUGCGUUGGUUCCAGAAUGUCUAUCACGCAAAACAACUGGAGCGCAGCCUAAACAAAGAACACCCGGAAUGUCCAGUAAAAGUCAAAGUUGUGGACAAACUGGUGGGCAACGAGUUUGUGGAAAAUACUUUCGACUACGGACUCAUCAUUGUUCCCGUUAUGUUUUUGGUCAGUUUUACACUGUGGGCCGUUUCCCGAUGGACAGCCCGCUGGCUAUUCGAACCGUUAGCACUGGUAAUGAUCAUACUGUCAGUCAUACUGUUUGUAGCAUUUGGUCUAAUGUUUGUCUUCGCCGCCUUUUUCGGCUAUGAGUUUGAGUAUGUGGACGCACGGAGUUACCCGAAACGCAAACGCAAUCCGAUGGACUCGUAUAGUAAACUGGCCUAACAUUUGUUGGCAAUGAUUACAUCGAUUUUUUUAUUCGAGAUUUUAUUUAU